GCCGCGCCGCGAGCACUCGGUAUGUCGCUCCGUUCGGCCCGGAAGAGCGGCCGUCCCUGAGGCCGAUGGCAUCGACCACCCGGCCGAGCGAGAACGCGACCGGCGCCCUGUCGGAUUUCGACCGAUCAACGGCGCCACUCGGAGGAGUCGGUGAGCGUCGGUCGACCGAUAUUUCGCGACAUUCCGACUCGGUGGUCGGAGGAGCUUCCCCCCCGCCGCCGCUUUGACGUUGCUCGCGCUCGUCAAAGACCGAUCCGGGAAAUCGAAACGUCCACGUCGACGAGGUUUCCGCCUACUCGGGCGUUAUCGGUCAUUUUUAAACGCGACGCGACGCGUUACACGGAAAGGAUAGAGAGCCCGAGCGAAAUUUUGUCGGGAAUCGUUCGCGGCGGACGCGUCGGAUGAACCGUCGAAAAUAGCCGACGAGGGAGUCGGCGCAGGGGGCAGAGCGAGAUCCCGCCGGUUCGGGUCUGGAAAUCGGGGGACGCUUCGGGCGUUCGUUUCCCUCUGCUCAGGAUCCUGCCGAGGACUUUCGGCUUGACGCGCCGGUCGAGGAGCCGGCGAGAUGGACGCGAGCGGCGUGCAGGGCAAGAAGCAGAUCCGAGUGGGAUUGUACGAUAUCGAGGGCACCAUCGGCAAGGGCAACUUCGCCGUGGUCAAGUUGGCCAGGCACCGACUCACGAAAACGGAGGUCGCUAUAAAGAUCAUCGACAAGACUCAGCUGGAUCCGACCAAUCUGGAGAAAGUGUAUCGCGAGGUGGAGAUCAUGAAGCAGCUGGAGCAUCCCCAUAUCGUCAAGCUGUAUCAGGUUAUGGAGACCAAGAACAUGAUAUACAUGGUCUGCGAGUACGCCAGCAAGGGCGAAAUCUUCGACUAUAUCGCUCGAUACGGAAGGAUGGGAGAGCCGCGUGCUCGGGCGACGUUUGCCCAAAUACUUUCCGCGGUGGAGUACUGCCACGCCAGCGGAGUAGCGCAUCGUGACUUGAAAGCCGAGAAUUUGCUCCUGGAUGGCCAGAUGAACGUAAAGAUCGCAGACUUUGGAUUCAGUAACAGAUUCGCGCCCGGCGAACGUUUGAGCACGUGGUGCGGCAGCCCCCCGUACGCUGCCCCCGAGGUCUUCCGAGGGAAGCAUUAUGCCGGGCCGGAGAUCGACGUAUGGAGCUUGGGCGUCGUGCUUUACGUGCUAGUUUGCGGAGCACUGCCAUUCGACGGCUCGACGCUUCAGUCUUUAAGAGAUCGCGUUUUAAGCGGCAGAUUCCGAAUACCUUAUUUCAUGAGUACAGAUUGCGAGAGCCUCAUACGCAAAAUGUUGGUUCUGGAGCCCGGUAAACGGUACACGAUACCGCAGAUUAAGAGGCACCGGUGGAUGGCGGGCGCUGUGGAUAAUUCGUGCCCAACGAUCGUCAAAAUCACGUCAAUUCAGGAACCCAACGAGCAGAUUCUUAGGCUCAUGCACAGUCUAGGCAUCGAUAUAACCUGUACAAGAGAGUCUUUACGAAACAAUAGUUACGACCACUACGCUGCAAUAUACUUCUUAUUAAUGGAGAGAUUAAAGCAACAUCGUACCAGUAAUUUUACGAACAACAGUUGUUGGAGCGCCGCAGCUAGAACGAAGGAAGAGAAAUUUAAGUCAAGAGGUCGCGAGGACGUCGGCAGAGGAGGCAAGAGAUUCAGUUCGACCAGUUCCUCGACGGACGAAGGGUGCUGCAGCGCCGAGGGGGAUCUGGAAGAAGGGCCUAGCGGGGACGAGCUAAGAGAGGCGCAAAUAAAGCUGGAAGAGCACAGACUGGGCUUGGACCGGGAUAUCAGCCAACGAAUCGAUAGUCAAAUAGUGAACCGAAGACUGAGCGAUUACCAGCAGCAACAUUUCGAUUCCAUCGUGGACCCGAUAGACCCGCCGAGUCGCGCGGCGCUGUUCGCGUCCGGCGGUUGCGGCAGCUCGUCCUCCGAAUUCUUCGAAUCGAGUUUCGACUCGGGGUGUCCGCCCGACUACGGAGUGGCCGUAGGGUGCUUUACGAGCAGUCUUCCCUCCUGCACGCCGCCGCCACCCAAGAGCCCGUCGCCCGUGGCGACGAGGAUAUCCCGAGGGUCUCAGGGACGGCGAGCCUCGGACGGCGGGCCCAGGCUGCUGUUUUACCAACAGACCGGCAACGAGAGACCGGUCAAGCAGCGUAGCAUUCAAGAUUCCGGAAAGGCAAGGGGCCACCUGGACCUCGUGCACCUACGCCUGCCGGCCGCGCCCCUUCAGAGUCAACCCCAGUUCAAGAUGCGCGCCGAAUCGGGGACGCAGCUCCAGCUGUUGGUGCAGCAGCGCGUGCUCCAGCAGAAGAGAAGCUUGUACCACCGGCACCGAGGAACCGGCGGGGGCGGAAGCGGAAGCGGGAGCGGAAGCAGCCCUACCCCCGGCCAGACCUCGGGCCGGCGCAGCGACCACGUGCCGCGUCAAGACAGCUACAAGAUGGCUCAGCGUAUGCAGAUCCUGCCUCCUUUAGCUCAGGCUCGUGGCGACGACGCUCUCGUCAGGGAGCGUCAACUCGAGGAGGAGAGGUGGAAAAGCCUACCCUCGCGAUUGGCAGCCGAUUGUCAAUUGGCCGAAAGAACGCUCCUAUGGAGUCAACAGGUUGGGCUAGGUGGAGGCGCAUCAUACCUACCGCCCGGUAGUGUAGGAGGUUUCUUGUGGCCUGCCGGAAGUAAUCCUCAUUCGACAAUUUUCGAAAACGCCGGAGAACCCAUGGAAUGAAAAAUACCGGUUGCGACUCGUAAAUACUCGAUACGAAAACGGUCAUUAAGAUUUUCUGUUUGCAGUCUAGUUAAUGGGACGCGUCGCCGUUGCGACGGUCGUCCAAUAUCAUGAUUAUCAACGAUAUCGCGCAUCCCUCCCUCGACGAGGUUUUGUAAUUUUGUAAUUUAUGAUUUCACGACUGACUCUACGAGACUUUGUUGAAAAUUUAACGACGCUCCUCCAUCGGGCGAUUUGAUAUAAUACCGAGCCUUCUAGCUUACCGACUCGAAAUCGCCGGGUGUACGUCUAUCUAGACUAAUGGUACGAAUUAUCGCUUAAUGUGUAUCAUAACUUAGGUUGGAACGUUCUCUAGAGAAAAGGUUAAUUAAAUUAGAGAAGCGAGGAAGGUCGCGUGGCCACGCGUUCGAUUCGUAAUUGCAUCGAUUGCAUCGAUUGCAUCCAAUAAAUAAUCGCGUCCGUGGUAGUGCGAGCAUAGUCUUAAUAUACGACUGACGUCUGUCUCUUCGAUAUUCAACGUCAUCGCAGACUGAUCCUUUUUUAGCGAGGGGUACCAACUCAUCGUCGUUGGACGAAACGAUGCCGACGUUGCGUCAUCGUAAUUAUUAUCGGAACAAACAUUAGAAAUGUUGAUACGAUUCGAUACCUGUAUCGGUCUUAACUGGCUUAAAGGUGUCGACGACCGUUAACCCUUAUCGAGGAGUUCUCUCCAAAUUUCUCCGGAGUGAAGUGACCUCGUAGACCUCUCAGACCUCUCGUUGUAAUAACUUCAUUAACGAGUGACGAAAUAAUUUCGUUUCAUCUGUUCGAAAGAGAUUAAGAGAAUGGUCGAUUUCUUUUUGUCCAAUGCCGUGUUACUUUUAGCGGUCGAGAGUCAAAUCCCGAGCAUUCGAUUACGUAUACAAAAUGUAACUUUCAUUCUUCCACUCGUUGUAACGUUGUCAACAGUGAUUAAGUAACGAUAUUAAAGUAGUUGCCAGCAGCUCAAAUGAACCAAUGUUUAAUACAAAGAAGAAGUGCUGCAUUUUGUACGAUGAUAAGUCAUCAUCUUCCUCCUUCUUGACCCACGAUCUAACGAUUGAUAAUAAUAAUCGUAAUGGACAA
Molecule: messenger RNA, 3844 nt
Organism: Orussus abietinus
Lineage: Eukaryota; Metazoa; Arthropoda; Insecta; Hymenoptera; Orussidae
Product: MAP/microtubule affinity-regulating kinase 3
Exons: 9
Coding region: 566-2740 (724 amino acids)
Biological process (GO): protein phosphorylation; intracellular signal transduction; microtubule cytoskeleton organization
Cellular component (GO): cytoplasm
Molecular function (GO): protein serine/threonine kinase activity; tau-protein kinase activity; ATP binding
Source: RefSeq, a predicted model, not a curated record